Messenger RNA from Aegilops tauschii subsp. strangulata, 806 nucleotides. RefSeq lists its product as uncharacterized. Lineage: Eukaryota; Viridiplantae; Streptophyta; Magnoliopsida; Poales; Poaceae. The record is from RefSeq and is a predicted model, not a curated record. Gene Ontology annotation, cellular component: mitochondrial matrix.
CCGAACCCCCUAGAACCUUUCUGCAAUGGCCAUCGCAUCCGCCCUACGCCGCGCCCCCAGGGCGGCGGCGGCCGCGCGCGCCCUCUUCGUCGCCCUGGGCAGCCCGCGCAGCGGACGCGUCGGCCCUCCCCACCCUCGCGCGGCGCCCGUCGCCCCACUCUCAUCCCUCUCCGCCCCGCAGCCGAGCGCCGUCGCCGACGCCCAACUCCUCCGGGUCAUAACCUACGAGAUCUCCCGCGCCCAGCUCGACUGCAGGAACCGCAACUGGGCGAAGGAACUAGGGGAAGGCUUCCCCUUCGAGAUCAGAGACAAGGAGGGCACCAACAGGAUAACGCUCACGAGGACCCAUCAGGACGAGCAGAUCGAGGUGGAGGUGCUCCUGCCCAGCCCCGUCGACGGAGCUGCGCAAGACGACGGCGAGCGGGAAGAGGAUGACCAAGCUGAAGACGGCAAGAAACAGGGCCACGCCGGUGGCGAUGUCCCAAAUAGGUACUGCAUCCCGCUCACUGUGAGGAUUCGCAAAGGGGCGGCGGCUUCAUGCUUGGAGAUCAGCUGCCGCUCCUACCCCACGGGGUUCGUCGUCGAGAGGUUGGAGUUUGAAUCUGCUGGUGGAACUGCUUUCAGUGACAUUCCUGGGGAGCUUCCGAAGGCUUUGCAUCUCUACUUGGGAAGUAGGGGCAUCUCGACACAUUUUACCGACUUCAUGCAUGCGUACAUGAUAACCAAGGAGUGCCAUGAGUACUUGUCCUGGUUGAGAAAACUCAAAGGUCUGGUGAAGGGUUGAAUGGAGUGGAAGUUCAGGUUUC